Spinacia oleracea (spinach) is the source of this 1951-nucleotide messenger RNA. Its product is annotated as cyclase-associated protein 1. Gene Ontology annotation, biological process: cytoskeleton organization; actin filament organization. The record is from RefSeq and is a predicted model, not a curated record. NCBI's taxonomy places the organism in Eukaryota, Viridiplantae, Streptophyta, Magnoliopsida, Caryophyllales, Amaranthaceae. Gene Ontology annotation, molecular function: actin binding; adenylate cyclase binding. The transcript is spliced from 10 exons. The coding region runs from base 198 to 1610 and encodes 470 amino acids. Gene Ontology annotation, cellular component: cytoplasm.
CAUCCAAACACGCCCCCGCCCAAAAAAAACCUGAAGACAUUCUUUUCCCUUCCUCUUCAUUCUCUCUCCUCCACUUUUUCUUCACUAACCACAACAAUGUCUUCCAUAUAAAAUCAUCAUUUCUUCAACCUUCAGAUCUACAGAUUCUCACAUUUAUAAUCUAGGUAAUCGGGGAAAUUAGAGAGAAAACGAGACAAAUGGAGGCGCAGCUGGUAGAGAGAUUGGAGAAGGCGGUGGCGCGAUUGGAGGCGCUUUCUUCUUCUUCUUCUUCUAGAAGCGUCGAUUUUUCCGGCGAAGAUGCGGUGGUGGAUCCUUCGAUCAUCGCUUUGGAUGAUCUGAUCGCGAAUUAUGUUGGUAGGGUUUCUGCUGCGGCGGAGAAGAUCGGUGGAAAGGUGUUGGAGUCUUCUGAGAUUCUCCGUGAUGCAUUUUCUGCCUUGCGUGAGCUGCUUGUUAAAGUUAAGCAUACUCAGAAGCCUGACAUGGCCGGAUUGGCUGAAUUUCUAAAACCACUGAAUGAAGUGAUUACGAAAGCUAAUACUUUGACUGAGGGGAGGCGGUCUGAUUUCUUCAACCAUCAGAAAUCUGUUUCCGACAGCCUUGCAGCUUUGGCAUGGAUUGCUUAUUCAGGCAAAGAUUGUGGUAUGAGUAUGCCUAUUGCACAUGUCGAGGAAAGUUGGCAAAUGGCUGAAUUUUAUAGCAACAAGGUUCUGGUUGAGUACAGAAAUAAGGAUCCUAAUCACGUGGAGUGGGCCAAGGCUUUGAAGGAGCUCUACUUACCAGGUUUGAGGGAUUAUGUUAAGAGUUUCUAUCCACUUGGACCUGUUUGGAGUACCUCUAGCAAAGCUACUGUCUCUGCUGCGCCUAAAGCCCCUGCACCAGCUGCUCCUGCAGCACCCCCACCACCUCCUGCUUCACUCUUCUCAGAAUCUAAACCCUCCUCUUCAAAACCAAAGGUUGGGAUGUCUGCCGUUUUUCAAGAAAUCAGUUCUGGUGGAGCUGUUACAUCAGGCCUGAGGAAGGUCACUGAUGACAUGAAGGCAAAGAAUCGUGCUGACCGCAGUGGUGUUGUCCCUGUCGUGGAGAAGGAACCACGUGUCAAAUCGUCAGCAUUUUCCAAAACAGGGCCUCCAAAACUGGAGCUUCAGAUGGGUCGUAAGUGGGCUGUUGAGAAUCAAAUCGGGAAGAAGGAUUUGGUGAUUACCGACUGUGAUUCAAGGCAGUCAGUUUAUGUUUACGGGUGUAAAGAUUCAGUUUUACAGAUACAAGGGAAAGUUAACAAUAUAACGGUUGAUAAAUGCACUAAGAUGGGAAUUUUAUUUAAGGAUGUUGUAGCAGCCUGUGAGAUUGUGAACUGCAACAGUGUGGAGGUGCAGUGCCAGGGUUCAGCUCCAACAAUUUCUGUGGACAAUACAUCUGGGUGUCAAUUAUAUCUGAGCAAAGGUUCUUUGGAGGCAUCUAUAACAACUGCCAAGUCCAGUGAGAUCAAUGUGAUGGUACCUGCUUCUGAGGCUGAUGGUGAUUGGGGAGAGCAUUCUCUUCCGCAGCAGUACAUACACACAUUCAAGGAUGGUCAGUUCGUGACAUCUCCAGUUUCCCACUCUGGUGGUUAAACUGUAGAAUCUUCAGAUAUGCGGAUUUAGGUUUUCCUCAAGUCAUCUCGUGAUUAACUUUUCCUUUAUAUCAAGGCUAAGGAGUGCAUAUUCAAUUCUUCCUUCCUAUUUUGAUAUGUUACCACAAGUGUUUUCAGAACAAAUAGGGUUUUGCAUUCGGCUUUAGUUUUCCUAAUUUAUUCUUUUAUUGAUUCAGUUGUUGUAUUAUGCUGUUUGUGGGUGAGGUUGUUGCUUUGUACGAGAUGCCUUGGUUUAUUCUCAAGCGCACUCCUGUAAGAACUCAUACUUUGUAUUGUUGUUUCUUCAGUGCUAUUAUUAAUAGAAUCGUCUGGUUUUUAUUA